Amoebophrya sp. A25 is the source of this 6613-nucleotide messenger RNA. The record is from the annotation of a GenBank genome assembly. NCBI's taxonomy places the organism in Eukaryota, Dinophyceae, Syndiniales, Amoebophryaceae.
AUAUGGAGGAAGCGACCAUGGCCAUCUUCAAAGCUGUACAAGUAAGGCGAACUUGCUCAAUAUUGAUACACUGCUUUUGGAGCAAAUGGCGGCCCACUUUGAAAACAGCGCACCCUUUGGCGAACGCAACCCUGCGCAGGAAAACAAGGCCCUGUCCCGACUGUAUCAAGACAUUCUAAUAUCUAAAAACGUCUCCCGAUAUGAUCAAAAAGGACUCUCAGUUGCAGAAGUACCGUCUUUCUCUAGUAAAGUGUCUCUCGCCGUUGAAGACGAGGUGGCGGCACUGGACGAGAAAAUGCCUGGAUUUGGUAAGGGAGGAAUCGAAACGUCAACGUACACAGGAGGUUCUAGUAGUUCCUCUGCUGCAACGUCAACGUCUAAAACUACAUCUGUGCGGGCUACGAACAGGGCAAGUCGAGGAGGUGCAGCUGGAACAAUGAACUCUUACCCGGACGAGCAGGUCGGUCACGACGAGAAGUCAAUGCAAUGGCAUCACGCGACUUCUGGCAAAGGCACAGCACAGCAAAACUCGUCUCCUGAAGUUCAGCUGCAGUCUUCGGUGAGGACACACCAUCAAGAAGCGGAUAUCAUGCCGUCCUCGUCGCGGUUACCUUCGUCCACGCAAUCCGCUUCGGCUCGAGGGCGCGAGAGCUGUAUGACAGCGACUAGAAGAAACGACCUCAAUUCUAAAGGUAAUCAACAUGAAUAUCUUGAUGAAGAUCCUGUUCUUGUGCCAGAAGCUUGGCACAGUACUAGCAGCUCUGCCGGAAGCUCUUGCACCGUGAACAAGAAUAUAAUCAGAAGGGCGUCGACCUGGCGCAACUCAAAAUCCAAUGUUGCAACGAAUCAUCUUAACAAUAACAAAGGAGGCACCUUGACCUUCGGUACUGCUGCCCAGUCAACAUCAGCGCAAGAAGAUGAACUACAUCAUCACGCAGGUACUGCUGCCCAGUCAACAUCAGCGCAAGAAGAUGAACUACAUCAUUAUCAAGCAAAGCUCGUGCCACCUCCUCCUCCUCCUCCUCCUGGGCUUCACCUGCUGAACAGGAGGAGCACGCGUCCCAGCGCCGGAAUGUCCUCCGCACCUACGACUCUGUGCUCCACCGCAGCUGGACGAGUCGAAUACCAUCAGAGACUUUCGAAGUCUCCAGGAGGUUCGUGGUCACGAGGACGGGGGCCUCGACAUACGCAGUCAUCUUCAGCCUCAUCCCAACACCAGUCGUGCGAUAACAACGUCAACGUCGCUCGACCAAGUUUUAUUAAUAAAGGUUCUGGAGGAUCAGGAUAUCUUCAGCGGCCACGGGAGCAAGAGAAUUCACGACCAUGCACUGUCGGUCGUGAAGAGACGACAUCUUCAGCCAGUUCCCAAGCAGCGAUAGCUCCCUCGCCACCUCCUGCACCUGUACGACAGCACGGCGCUCCUGCGACGUCUUGUUCUUAAGGCCCGAUGGAUAGAAUUCAUUUCCACUUUGGUUUCCUUCUUUGGUUUCCUUCUUAGGAUUCGGAAGAAAUCAUGAAGGGAACAAGAAGUGAAUGGCUUUGAGCGCUAACGUUCUUCCUCAAGGUUUCAAGAUAGUAGUGUAGGUCCUUCUGAAUACAAGAAGGUCUCGUCCUCCGCAACUUCUUCGGGUCUGGAGACUCUUCAUGAUGACUCAAUAUCACGCAAGAACUCAAAGAAAACAGCGAGCACACAGCUAACACAGGGGCACACGGCAGCUACACAGCAAACUACACAGUUACACACGGCCAGUACACAGCGUGGCAGCAAAGCACAGCACACAGCGAGCACAACAGGAGCUGCUCCAAAGGGCAACGGAAAGGUUGGAGUAGCGACGGGGAUCAGGUCGUCACGGUACAGUCGGAAGGGUGCUCUUCUUGAUCAUUAUGAUGUUGGUGAUCGAGAUCAUAUCCCACAAGCACAACGACUACAACGUGAAGCUCUAGGCGAUGAAGAGCACUUAAUAGAGCAGCCUGCUUCUUGGGAUGAAACAAGAGAAUGCACAGGGUCUGCUCCUACAUACCAAUCGCAGAAGCACCAUCUGGCUGGUGCUUACCUCCCUCCUAAUGAUCGCAAUUACAAAGCAACUGAGCAGGACAACAUCGACAACGAAUAUCAUUACGACGUCGACGAUAACAACAAAAAACGGUAUGAAAAUGGAACACAUCUUCAACGGGAUCCCGAUCGCGAUACUACAACUGCUGUUGAUCAUGGUCACGAGUUUGAGCCUGAGGACGGGGGAGAAGGAUCCUCCUUGAGCGGUCUGAGUCUUACCUCCCGGCAACUGGCCGAGUAUGUUUUGAGAAACCCGAACAGGUUGCGACAGUUAUUGCGUCUCAUGGCGUCCAACACGAACUCUGAUGGAUCGAAGAGUGAGUCUUCCUCUGGUCAUCUUAAGGCUUCAUCCCCCAAUCCAUCUUCGCAAGCAUCCUCAAGAGACUUUUCAACAAGGGGGAAAUAAGCCGUCUUUCAGGAUGCGUCUCGAGAUGGAUUAGCAUUUUUAGGGCGAGCUCUAAUGGUCUUGGGGUUGGAGGUUGUACUCUGUCGCUGUCCUCUCUAUCUAGUAAUGAGCAGGCUCGCCAGUUUAUGUUCCAACUGCUUCGAAAUCGCGAUUUCUCAUCUUCUGCUGAAGAACGUCAUAGAAUAUAUGACUCACCAUCGAUGACAACACUAGGAGCAGGUAGUGUUGGAGAAGACGUGGGCGUCGAGAUGACCCAACAAUAUGAAGAUCAUGUGGAUAAUUUGUAUGCUGCGGACUACAGCAGCACGACAACCACGACCUCUCAGCGAGGUGCUGGAGUGGGUGUCGAACGAGAACAAAUUCGAGGACAUCAUGACGAGGAGCGGAAGCAUCUUCGUCGUCAAGAAGGCGCAGCAUCUUCGAGGAUGAAUAACUCUCGACAACGCGGCCUCUACAGGAACAACUCUGAAAAGCGUGACCGUCAUCAUGAUGCGGAUAUUGGACCAGCUGCCUCUACAGGACAUGGACAUCAAGGAAAUAAGGCGCGAACGAAGGAGGCAAACGGACAAAGGCAGCCUCUGCGACAUGCGCAGAGCCUGACUGGUAUUUAUGAUAGCCCCGGGGACGCGCACUUCCCCGAGCAGGAGCCGGGCCUUGGAGAUGAACAUCGGGAUCAUCAUGAUCUUCCGUAUUACAACUACAAUUCAUCAUCAUCUCGGCGACAGCAUCACCAACGAGUACUACAAGAACCAUGUGAAUCUUCGUCACACGUUGAUGUAGACCAGCACUGGUGCGUCGAUUCGCAAUACAAGAAGCUUACAAGCAACACCGGUCACAACCUCGACGAAGAUGAAGACCUCCAUGACCAGGGUCCUCCGCCUCGAACGAGCCACAAUGCCAAUGCCGCUUCUCGUGAGGGAGGAAGUGGACGCGGUCUUCCUGCAACUUCUAGAAAAUGCACCACCAUAUCUUUGUCGAAGCAGCUUGAAGGCAUCAAUCAGAACUACAAUAACUACAACUCAUCGUCGUCCCAUAAUCAGGAGCACGAGCAACAGCCGAGUGGUGGUCUUCGUCCUACGUCUGGUCCUCGUGGCCAACACCAAAGCGUAGAAGUCGCGCGCAAGACCCACUACAGCUACAACCAGAGCUAUUCUUGUUCAGCGCAAGGAAAAAACUAUCACCAGCAGCACUUCGUCCGACAGGAAAAUUUGCAUUUUCGAAAUAAUGGAGCAGCAGGAGGAAAACCACCGGGCACCACAAGUACAAGGGAAAACAACCGGUGUGGCGGACCGACUCAACGUGCUAAUAAUGCUGGUGGAUCUGGCGGAGGUGCGGCGGGGCGUGGAGGAGGUAGCGGUCGCACAAACAACCACGGUGGAACACGUGGCGUGCGACAUACGCAAACACACACUCAUAAUGGUGACAACAACUUCAACCAGUCUCAGAACACGUCUAAACGUCGCGUUUUGCAACAUCAACACCAAGCAAUUGUUCAACGAUCUAGGAACCAGACCACAACAACAACAAGUGUUGACAGCACGACGAGAGGAGUGACAGCACGAGAAGUGCUGGCACCAGUGGCACGACCUGGAGUGCCAGCACGAGAGGAACAGGCGCACAAGCUCAUCAAACCAGAGGACACACAAUAAACUCACACCAAGCUCCGACGGCCAGUGCCACCUCAGCCUCUACCAGAUUUCCAGCCGAGGCUCCUGAGGCGGCGAAGAUGAUGGGAUGGACGGGUACCAAGAACAAGACAGGUUGGAGAGCUUCACUUGCACCUUCGCGAUAAAAGUUGGUAGAUUACUAGUUACCAAGAAUAUCUUCAACAUCAACAUUGUAUGCCUUCGUUAGUAGAAGCGGUUGCAGUUGCAGUUCAGAAGUAGUAUGUUUUUCGGCUCUUUCAACAUUAAGCUUAAGAUUUCUAGUGUGGAUCAUAGCUCCCGCGUCUCUUUUACUCGGGUCGCUACGGCACCAGGCAGCUCUGAGUUGCUACGUGGUUCGAAUGACUGAAUGAAUGAAUAUUACAUAUAAUGCACGCAACAUACAACUAAAAAUCGUACAACUUUAAUAACUUUCAUUUUCGAAAUAUCAAGUCUAAAUUUGUUCUGUAUCAACUACUUCCAUAAACGUACCCUAAUACCCGCAUCCUAAUUCUUUUGAGAAUGCGAUUUUGGUUUUCCGUGUAAAAUUAAUAAAGUUAUCUUUCAUCAUUGACAUUGUCAUAGUCAUUCUGAUCGUCUUCGUCUUCGUCUCCUUACUAGCUAGGCAUAGGCUCUUUCGUCCUGCAUUAACUUCAUCCAAGAAUUUCAACUUUUUCAAGCAUACAUACGUUUACUUAUGACCUGUACUGGAUUUCUUGCAGAAUUGAGUGUCUAUGUGGUGUCUCACCGUCAUCUAAGAAAUGAUCCGAAGAGGAAAUGUUUAUGAUCUUUUUAGAUGAUGUGUCGAGGAAGUAGAAGUUUCAAUGGAAUGGGUGUUGUAAAAGUUAAAAUUUUUGCGUUGUCGUCUUCGUCAACAUCUUCGAGGGGGGUAAUCAGUGGACCUCAUCUCAGCUGUGCCUAACCGCAGUAGCUCACGCUGCCUAGUGAGGCUAUACUUAAUUUUCGCCACGCUGUCGCACCUUCUAGCGUCCAGGCUGAAGCGAAAAGCCCUUGAAUCUUGAAUCUUCGUUGUCUAUGUAUAAUUAUUAUCUUGAGCAAAGGACGUUUACGCUAGUUAAUGUUAAACAUAAAGAAUAAUGCGCGGUCACCAGGGGGCAAAGCGCGGUAGCCCGAGUCGUGCGGGCGUGACCGUAGCCAUUUUGGCUCAAGCCAUUUUGGCUCAAGGUUGCCCGCGCCUUGUUUGCCUUUGCCACGUCCUCUCCCCCAUACGGAGUUUGGCUUUGGGCUUAUAAGUAUGACAGGUCUAGGUAUUUAAUUGAGCGAAAGUCGAAGAUCAACUUCAACACUUUGCUUUAGUUGAGACCCCACUCCUUCGUUACCCCUGUUGUGGGUUAUGCUUUUUAGCACGCGCCACGUACUAUUACUACUACUACCUGUUCUUCCUGGAGGUUUUUCCACGCAGUGCUCCUGGUUUGUUGAAAGGUGACUGCGACUCGUGUGGAGCUGGAGGUUUGACGACGAAGAAGGGGACACGGUCACGACAAGAGACAAAAUCGCUGUAGUACCCCUCAAACGGGGGAGGCGCCACCUGUUUCCCUAGUUUCUCGAGCUGUUCGAAUGCUAACCAGAAUGCCCACAGGCGAAAAUGCCCUCAAGGCGCAAGCGCCUGUCUCGAGCCGCCAACGAAAAUGGCGCCCGUGCCUUGGGGCCAUUUUUGGGGACGCCUGGCUUCCAAGUAAGACUAAGACUCGCCACAGUAAGGCUGAGUCUCGCCAGAGUAAGACUGAGGCGCGUCACAGUAAGACUGAGGCUCGUCAUAGUGAGAGGCCUGCCAUUUGAUUGCCACACUCACCCCAGCGACAAUUCCCACAGCUUAGAAAUAAUAAAGUGCAGCUUUUUUCUAGCUCUUACGACUUUACUCAGGUCAUCAGCCUCGGUGCUUGCUGACUUUACGCAGGUCGCCCAUCAUCCUCUGAGGCGAUCAGGUGCCGGCGGGGCUCGUUGUGCAGGAUCCAUAACCUAACCUAACCUUUGGUCUCACUAAUCUAGUACUGUGAUCUUCACAAGGUGAAUGCGAACAGCGCCUCCAUGGUUUGUUACAAACGACGUAUUUCGAGCAAAUACUGGUUAUCUUUUUUACUUAGGUCGUAGUUCAUGCCAGCAUAACUGUAGCAGCACCAGCAGCUGUCGUGUAAGUAAACAAAUAAUGAUAUUUUCUAUGCUAAAUGUUCAAGUUCAACAAGAGAAAGAGUCAUCAUCAAAAUUCAAAUGAGUUCAAGGUAUGCAUCAACAAAGUCUCUCUGUAAAGGUGAUUCUGAUUCAUCAAUUACAUCAUAUCUUGUACUAUUCCGUUCUCUCAUCUCCAACAUAUUAGCGAUUGAUAUUGAUAUUGUCAUGAUGUUCAUGCUUGACGUGAUCAUAAGAACCCUCGAAUCGGCAAGCAAUUCAUGGCAACUCUCCUGAGACUGUCAUAUUGGUCCAUCAAACACGCGUCCUAUUAUUGAACAACAGCUGCGCCAGUCGGUCUCGGUGUAGUCAGCGGCUUUCACC